Molecule: messenger RNA, 2818 nt
Organism: Orbicella faveolata
Lineage: Eukaryota; Metazoa; Cnidaria; Anthozoa; Scleractinia; Merulinidae
Product: radixin-like
Cellular component (GO): cytoskeleton
Molecular function (GO): actin binding
Source: RefSeq, a predicted model, not a curated record
ACAGUCCCCUUCGAGUUACGCCCAUUCUAUGCUAGCUGAAGUGGUGAGAUUUACUCCGAAAAUUGGGAUUAAUUCACUCGCUUUUCUCCUCCAUAUUUCACCAGAAGUUGGCAGGCUUAACCUUCGUCGGUCAAGAUAUUCCAUCAGAUUGAGCUUGAGAGUUUAUUUUUGGUGAAAAGUGAGAAAAUUUCAAGAUGCCUAAAGUGCUAAAUGUUCGUGUCACGACCAUGGAUGCCGAGUUGGAGUUCGCAAUUCAACCAAGUACGACGGGAAAACAGCUCUUCGAUCAGGUUGUAAAGACCAUCGGUUUACGUGAGAUUUGGUUUUUUGGGCUACAGUACACCGACACUAAAGGGUUUGAAACAUGGCUGAAGCUAAAUAAGAAGGUUCAAAGUCAGGAUGUCAAGAAAGAAUCGCCACUUCAGUUUAAGUUCCGGGCCAAAUUUUUCCCCGAAGAUGUGUCUGAGGAACUCAUCCAAGAAGUCACAAGGAGGCUGUUCUUCUUGCAAGUAAAGGAGGACCUCCUCACAGAGAAGACCUUCGUUCCAGCUGAAACUGCAGUUCUGUUGGCCUCCUAUGCUCUACAAGCUAAACAUGGACCAUGCAAUAAAGAAAUUCACACCCCUGAAUCUUUGAAAAAUGAGAGACUAGUGCCUGAAAGAUUUAUAACUAACAAGUUAAUAGAUGAUGUUCCUGGUAGAUGCUUGAUUUGGUGGGCUGAACACGAACAUAUGGCAAGAGAGGAGGCAAUGAUCGAGUAUCUUAAAGGUGCACAGGACCUAGAAAUGUAUGGAGUAAACUACUUUGAAAUCAAGAAUAAGAGAGGCACAGAACUACACCUUGGAGUGGAUGCCUUGGGUUUGAAUAUAUAUGAAAAAGAAGACAAGCUAACACCAAAGAUUGGAUUUCCUUGGAGUGAGAUCAGAAACAUCUCCUUUAAUGACAAGAAAUUUAUCAUCAAACCUAUUGACAAAAAAGCACCGGACUUUGUUUUCUACGCUCAACGCUUGAGAAUAAACAAGCGAAUUUUGGCUCUCUGUAUGGGUAACCAUGAACUCUACAUGAGGCGUAGGAAACCUGACACAAUUGAAGUACAGCAAAUGAAAUCACAAGCAAUGGAGGAGAGGCAAUCAAGAUUGAAGCAAAGUCAAAAGCUGGAGAAGGAGAAGGCUGCUCGUGAAAAAGCAGAGGCUGAAAGAAAAAGAUUAGAGGAAGAGAUAGCUCUCUUGAAAGCUUCACAGGAAAAACAAGCAAGAGAAAAGAGAGAGGCUGAAGAAAAAGCUGCAGAAUUGGCAAAGAAAAAAGAAGAGCUUGAGGAAGAAACUCGAAAACAAGAAGAAGAAACCAGACGACAAAGAGAAGAAAUUGAGGCAAUAAAAAGGAGAACAGCUGAAGAUGAAGCAGAGAAGGAGAAGUUGGCCAGGGAAGUAGAGGACCGGGAAUUAAAAUUAAGAGAGUUAGAGGAAGAGGAGAGAAAGGCAAAAGAAGAACAGGAGCGGGUUCAAAAAGAGCUUGAGGAUCAAAUGGAAGAGAACAGGAAGCUUCAGGAACAAGCAGUUUCAUUGCAAGAGAAAGUAAUGGUACAAGAAAAAGUAGAAAUGGAAGAGCAACAGACAGCUCUUGAAGCUGAACUCAGUUUGGAGGGCAUUGAAGGAGACAGAUCUGAAGAGGACCGAUUAACAGAAGCUGAAAAGAAUGAGCGACAGAGGAAAAUGCUUCUGGAACUUCAAGCAGAUCUUGAAAAAGAUAAAGAAAGCAGGAUGUUAAGUAAUUAUGACAAACUCCACAUGCAAAACCAAAAAGAAGGAAGAGACAAAUAUAAGACACUGAAGCAGAUAAGGCAAGGAAACACUAAGCAAAGGGUUGACGAGUUUGAAGCUAUGUAAAGUUGGGGCCAAAAUGAUGCAGCCACUGCUAACUAAGGUGCAGUCAAUAUUGGCGAUUUCAAAGGGAGUCCCUCUCAGUUUUACCUGAACCACUCACUACAACUUUAAUCCAAUGAAUAAUGAUUAUUUUGCACAUGCAAAGAAUUUGAUAUUGUCUUAAUUAGUUAAUUUUUGUAUUAUGUCAGAAAGAGAUAUCAUAAUUAUGCUGAAUAGUGUUUUCUUUGCAUUAGUAGAAAUAGUUUCCCACUCGUGUGAGGCCAUCAAUGAAAAGUGACCUUACCAGGCAAGGGUUGACAUACCAUGUUCCUUGUCUCAUUUCAAACUGCAGUGCCUUGUCAGUGCCAUGUUGUUAGUUGGCCCUUAUAGCAUGCUUCAACAACGUUGACACAUUUCAAGUGCAUUCACAACUUCAUACUAUGUUUGCUUGUCCGAUUUUAUCUCAGCUGGGUGUUAUUUUGUGAUGGCUUGUAUUGUUCUGGAUUAGUAGGGUAUUUUUUUUUCAAACUUGUAAAGAAGGCAUAUUGUAGUAUCCCUUUUGUAUGAUUGAGUGAAACUCGUUACAUUGUACACUUGGUUUAUGAUUUGAGGUCCUGUCUUUCAAUCCAGUGCUGUCAUGUUGCCGUUGUUAACACUAUUUCAUUCGACUCCUUCGUUGUACAACGUGAGAUUUUGCUUUAUGCCAAACCAUUCGAGUACAAGUAAUAGUUGUUGAUUCAGUCUGUAACAGACCAGUUAACAGUAAGAUGACCUGUAGUAUUUUACAGGCAGUAAAGAUAUGAGCGAUCACCUUUUCUUAGUAAAUAUGUAGCUAUUUUUCUGCAUUAUUACCAAGUGAAGCCCCGACUUCCGUGGGCAAGAAGUACAUACUGGAGUACUUUUGGCAUUGUGAUAAAAAGUAAUCAAUUUAAAUAAAAUCAACAUCUACCUCUAAA